GGCAGCCUGGGCGUGGAAAGUGGAGGGAAAGAAGAAAGGGGGAGCCUGGGGCUGGUGUGCGCGCGUGGGAGCGCGCCUCGGAGCGCCCCGCACUACCCGCUCCCGCCCUGGGGGGCACUUCGUUAGGAGGGAGUGGUAGCCACGGGAAUCAGAGGGAGCGAGAGAAACCCUGUCAAAGUGACGCCCCAAACAGGUCCGGAUCGCGAAUUCGAAGCUACAGGCUGCUGCUAGAAAUUGGGACUCCUCUUCCUCCUCCGCACCCCCCACCUCCGCCCCGGCCCCGAAGCCCCAGCGGUUUGCGAGCUGCCGGCUUUCCCGCCCCCGACUCGGAGGUCGGGAGCAGGAGGCCCCGGGUCAGCCGCGGCUUCCUCCCAGAAACCCGCCAGCGCGCUUGCGGCCGCUGCCCCCGGCGCAGGGACAGGCGCCCCCCUCGCGGUGCCCGUGGUGAUGCCAUGCCCCGCCACCACGCGGGAGGAGAGGAGGGCGGCGCCGCCGGGCUCUGGGUGAAGAGCGGCGCGGCGGCGGCGGCGGGCGGGGGGCGCCCCGGCGGCGGCAUGAAGGAUGUGGAGUCCGGCCGGGGCAGGGUGCUGCUGAACUCGGCGGCCGCCAGGGGCGACGGCCUGCUGCUGCUGGGCACCCGCGCGGCCGCGCUCGGCGGCGGCGGCGGCGGCCUGAGGGAGAGCCGCCGGGGCAAGCAGGGGGCCCGGAUGAGCCUGCUGGGGAAACCGCUCUCGUACACCAGUAGCCAGAGCUGCCGGCGCAACGUCAAGUACCGGAGGGUGCAGAACUACCUGUACAACGUGCUGGAGAGGCCCCGCGGCUGGGCGUUCAUUUACCACGCGUUCGUCUUUCUCCUUGUAUUUGGUUGCUUGAUUUUGUCGGUGUUUUCCACCAUCCCUGAGCACACAAAAUUGGCCUCCAGUUGCCUCUUGAUUCUGGAGUUCGUGAUGAUUGUCGUCUUUGGUUUGGAGUUCAUCAUCCGAAUCUGGUCUGCAGGUUGCUGUUGUCGGUACAGAGGAUGGCAAGGAAGACUGAGGUUUGCCCGAAAGCCCUUUUGUGUUAUAGAUACCAUUGUUCUUAUCGCUUCAAUAGCAGUUGUUUCUGCAAAAACUCAGGGAAAUAUUUUUGCCACGUCCGCACUGAGAAGUCUCCGUUUCCUACAGAUCCUCCGUAUGGUGCGCAUGGACCGCCGGGGAGGCACUUGGAAAUUACUAGGUUCAGUGGUUUAUGCUCACAGCAAGGAAUUAAUCACGGCUUGGUACAUAGGAUUUUUGGUUCUUAUUUUUUCAUCAUUCCUUGUCUAUCUGGUGGAAAAAGACGCCAACAAAGAGUUUUCCACAUAUGCAGAUGCUCUGUGGUGGGGCACGAUUACAUUGACAACGAUUGGCUAUGGAGACAAAACUCCCCUAACUUGGCUGGGAAGAUUACUUUCUGCAGGCUUUGCGCUCCUUGGCAUUUCUUUCUUUGCACUUCCUGCCGGCAUUCUUGGCUCAGGUUUUGCAUUAAAAGUACAAGAACAGCACCGCCAGAAACACUUUGAGAAAAGAAGGAAUCCAGCUGCCAACCUCAUUCAGUGCGUUUGGCGCAGCUAUGCCGCUGACGAGAAGUCUGUUUCCAUUGCAACCUGGAAGCCACACUUGAAGGCCUUGCACACCUGCAGCCCGACCAAGAAAGAACAAGGGGAAACAACAAGCAGUGAGUUCUGUAGUAGUAAGCAGAAGCUCUUCAGAAUGCACACCACACGGAAGCAGAGUCAGAAGCUAAGUUUUAAGGAGCGGGUGCGCAUGGCCAGCCCAAGAGGCCAGAGUAUUAAGAGCAGACAAGCCUCAGUAGGUGACAGGAGGUCCCCGAGCACUGACAUCACAGCUGAGGGCAGCCCCACCAAAGUGCAGAAGAGCUGGAGCUUCAACGACCGCACCCGCUUCCGGCCCUCACUGCGCCUCAAAAGUUCUCAGCCAAAACCGAUGAUAGACGCUGACACGGCCCUCGGCACUGAUGAUGUGUACGACGAUAAGGGAUGCCAGUGUGAUGUAUCCGUAGAAGACCUCACCCCACCACUUAAAACUGUCAUUCGAGCUAUCAGAAUUAUGAAAUUUCAUGUUGCAAAGCGAAAGUUUAAAGAAACGUUACGCCCAUAUGAUGUAAAAGAUGUCAUUGAACAGUAUUCUGCUGGUCACCUGGACAUGCUGUGUAGAAUUAAGAGCCUUCAAACACGUGUCGAUCAGAUUCUUGGAAAAGGGCAAAUCACAUCGGAUAAGAAGAGCCGAGAGAAAAUAACAGCAGAACAUGAGACCACAGAUGACCUCAGUAUGCUCGGCAGAGUGGUCAAGGUUGAGAAGCAGGUGCAGUCCAUUGAGUCCAAGCUGGACUGCCUCCUGGACAUAUAUCAGCAAGUCCUCCGGAAAGGCUCCGCCUCAGCCCUCACUUUGGCCUCAUUCCAGAUCCCACCUUUUGAAUGUGAACAGACAUCUGACUAUCAAAGCCCUGUGGACGGCAAAGACCUGUCUAGUUCCGCACAGAACAGUGGCUGCUUAACCAGAUCAGCUAGUGCCAACAUCUCCCGAGGCCUGCAGUUCAUUCUGACGCCAAAUGAGUUCAGUGCUCAGACUUUCUAUGCGCUUAGCCCUACUAUGCACAGUCAAGCAACACAGGUGCCACUGAGUCAAAGUGAUGUCUCCUCAGUGGCGGCCACCAACAACAUUGCAAACCAAAUAAAUGCGGCACCUAAGCCAGUAGCCCCAACAACUUUACAGAUCCCGCCUCCUCUCCCAGCCAUCAAGCACCUGCCCCGGCCAGAGACUCUGCACCCAAACCCCACGGGCUUACCAGAAAGCAUUCCUGAUGUCACCACCUGCCUUGUUGCCUCCAAGGAAAGUGUUCAGGUUGCACAGUCCAAUCUGACCAAGGACCGUUCUCUGCGGAAGAGCUUUGACAUGGGAGGAGAAACUUUGUUGUCUGUCCACCCGGUGGCGCCCAAGGACUUGGGCAAAUCUCUGUCUGUACAAAACCUGAUCAGGUCGACAGAGGAACUGAAUAUACAGCUUUCAGGGAGUGAGUCAAGUGGCUCCAGAGGCAGCCAAGAUUUUUACCCCAAAUGGAGGGAAUCCAAAUUGUUUAUAACUGAUGAAGAGGUGGGUUCAGAAGAAAUGGAGACAGACACUUUUGAUGCCGCACCGCAGCCUGCCAGGGAAACUGCUUUUGCAUCAGACUCUCUAAGGACUGGAAGAUCUCGAUCAUCUCAGAGCAUUUGUAAGGCAGGAGAAAGUACAGAUGCCCUUAGCUUGCCUCAUGUCAAACUGAAAUAAGUUCCUCAUUUUCUUUCUAGGCAUAGCGGUUUCUUUAGCCAUACAUAUCAUUGCAUGAACUAUUCUGAAAGCCCUUCAAAAGUUGAAUUUGCAAGAAUCAGGAAGAACAUGAAAGGCAAUUUAUAAGCCCAUUAUCUUUUAAUUGCAUGAAAAUGCAUGUUUAGGAAUGGCUGAAAUUCCAAGGUACAGCAACAUUAACCCACUCAUUUAGUAAUGUACCUUGAGUAAAAAAUCCUGAGAAACCAAAUACAGCUAAUGCUGUGGAGUGUAUGAAAAUUAGGUCAUUUAGAAGAUUUGACCCUGUAUUUUUGGAGUUAUGGGAGUAAACACCUUCAAAUUUCAGCCAUGUCUGCUUUGCGAUUAAAUAUAAAAUACAUUUCCAAAAUUAGGCCGUAAUGUAUAUUUAAACACAAUGGCUCUCAUCAACAGCUGCUAACAAGGUACCAAGUAAAGCAGAAUUUGGGGAUAGUAGAAAUGGCUGCUUAUUUCAAGAUAUAUUUGCCAACUCAUUCCUAUUCAGUCAUGUUAUUAUUAAUGUAAUUUGAAUGUCAAUAUGUGUGCUUUUGGUGAUUUAACGCUGUAGCAAGCAAUGUUGCACAUCAUUUUUAUGUUGUUCUUAUUGAGAGAAUGUUCUUCAAGUAGAAAAUGUGCAAAUCCUGACAUUCAGGGCCAGCGAGGCAACUAUACUGACUCUUUGACACAUUUAACUGUAUGAAAAUAUAUUCUCUAAUAGCUGGAUCAACUUUAUAAGUGGUCAGCUUCUGCAUAAGCAAAUGGAAUAUUGAUCAGUAGAACAGCCAGUGUGACUGGGCUGACUUCUCUCCACAGAGGCACCAGCGGGGGCUUGCCAAUACUGCCCACAGAAAGGAGAAGCGAGAGAAGCUGUUUCCACUAAGUUGAUGCACAGGCAGGAUCCCAGGGGAUGAGACAUGUGAGUGAGACUGAGAUGGGAAAGGCCUGAGAAGAAGCCAGACACAACACAGGGAAUUAAGUGAAGUUCGAGAAAAUGACUUCCCCUCGAAGGGCAGUGAGAGGGAGAGAAAUAAACCAAAAUCAGAGAACUCGAUUUUCUUAGGAAAUGAGUACUGCUAAAGAAUUCAACUACCUAAACAUCUUAUUCUUAUAUAGAAACAGAGAAUUUUGCAAGGUAUUUAUUUUUUAAUAUGCCCUGAAUGUUCUUUGCUAUUAUGUAGUACAUUUUGCAUAAGAAAGGGUAAAACUAAACCUCCUUUACUUUUUAUACUGUAGUGAACAUUUUCUAUUCGCCCCAAGAAUGUUGUUGCUCCAAAUCUGAAAUGGUUGGUUCGGUUUCCUGGAAUAAACAUUUAUAGUUAGAAGCCAGGUGACACUGGCAGAAUCUGCAAAUAUAAACACUUCAUCAUGUAACAUGACAGCCCAAAGCCCAAGAGAAACAAAAUUAAAAAUGUAUUUACCAGAAAGCAAGCAAUGCUGACUGCUCGUUAGAAACCAGUCUAGUGAUCUCGGACCAGCAGAACUUCAGCCAAGGCAAUGGCCUUCAAAAGGCAAAGAGAAGCGAGAUAGUGCUUCAAUUCAGUUCAAUUCUAGCCACAGAAGGACUUUUAAAAAUCUUCCCCUCCCCAACCCCACAGAUAGUACUGCCUCCAGAAAUACUUCUUUAGCACCCAGAAGAAUGAGCAGGGUUAUCAACUGGAUGCCCAAAAGCAAGAGGGGGCCCUGAAAUCCGCCAGUCCUUCCCAGUUCUUUCUCACAACUGGCUUUCUCCACCCCUUACUCUCUCCUCACUUUUCUUCUCCAUUAACUGCUUGUGGAUUCCCUGCCAGUAUUUUGCUUCUGAACAUAACCAGGCCCUAACCAGCCUCCAUCCACAAGUAAACUGCUUCUCCGCUCUACCCAAAAUGUGCUUCUCAACCUUUGAAAAUCCUUGUCCCUUUUGAUAGACACUGAAAUUUGGAAAGCUUCCUCUUCUCACCCACCCCUGACUUCUAGCACACUCCCCCUGGAGAGCAUCCCUCAGAAACUUUGCUGCUGGUGACACAGAAGAUAGAGUCUAAUUUUACAUUCCAGUUGAAAAGAUUUUAUCAAGCUUUCAAAGCAAUUAUUUUCAUUUUUGAAACACAGAAUCUUAGUAAAUUGUCGAAUGCAAUCUUUCACCUCCACUCAGCCUGACGUUGUGAUAGAGCCUCUGCAGAGGGUUACUCACGCACACGCACGCACACGAACACACACGCACACGCACACCCCUCAACUGACCUAAAGCUGGAGAGGUGCCUAUAUGCACUCGGAGCGAGAGGAUGGAGGCGGCAACUUUCAGGUAGCCCUGAUUCUUGGACACACUCUGUCCUGGGUCAAACCCCACUGGCAGCAGGAAUUCUGAAUGUAUUGGGGACCCCUCCCUGGGCCUCUUUAGGCCUCAAACACAACACGGUGCAUUCAGCAUUGCUGAAGAGAGAAGAUUCAGAAACAAAACCUGUGAACAUCACUGAGGUCUUAAUCAUUGCAAAUGUGAUAAACCACGUUGUGGAAAACCUUUGUACAUUGAAGCCAUGACCAUAUCGUGUCUACCUUACUCUAGCACACAAAAAAAUCUUGGAUGUUCAAAGAUAGUUGCAUUGUGUGACAAUCGUAGGGUUCCGUUUGUUGUGUUUCUCCCUGGGGAGGGCAGAGAGGUCUCCCACUUACAUCUAGCAAAGUCCCAUUGGUGGGUCCCAAAUGGUGUUUUGAAGCACAGUUUAGCUGAGCUCUGAGUAACCACCUACUUUCUCAGCACAAGUUCGUCUGCCUUCUUCAACACCCAGGGUUGAUCAAGGUGACACUUGGUGGCAAACUUCCCUUAUAUGAGGUUAACUAAAAAAUGUUCUGUGUCUGAUCUAAAUGUUUGCUUUGUGUUCAACUAAAUAUCGGCAGAUUACAAGUUUUCUUUAAAGUAAGACACUUUAUUGAGUUUUUAAGUCUUUAUCUCCUAUUCAAAGGUGCCUUUCUCUCCUCCUUUGACUCUGAUUCUGAAAGUUAUUAAUCUGCAGGUAAAACAGGUAAAAGGAGGAAACCAGGCACAAAGGGACUAAUUCUCAUGCCCAUUUGCAAAGCAAAACUGUACGGAAUAAUGACACAAGUAACUAAAUUAAUGGAUCACUUAAGAAAACAUCAUAAAUAUUACCUUAUCUCCCCAGAAGCUGAUUUUCUUUUGCCUUAAAAUGACUUGGUUGUGUUUUUGUAAGAGAAAUUUAACUUAAUAUAAUUACGUGCAUUUAAGUGAAUAGUUCAAAAAGUUAUGUAUGACAAUGCAAUUGUCUGUUUCCUGAAAACAAAUCAGGAAUAUCCAUUUCAAGCUACCAUUAAAAUGUAAUUUCCUUUGCUCUCUUUC
Artibeus jamaicensis (Jamaican fruit-eating bat) is the source of this 6648-nucleotide messenger RNA. It is a transcript of the gene KCNQ5, whose product is annotated as potassium voltage-gated channel subfamily Q member 5. Gene Ontology annotation, biological process: potassium ion transport; transmembrane transport. NCBI's taxonomy places the organism in Eukaryota, Metazoa, Chordata, Mammalia, Chiroptera, Phyllostomidae. Bases 453 to 3305 code for a protein of 950 amino acids. Gene Ontology annotation, cellular component: membrane. Gene Ontology annotation, molecular function: voltage-gated potassium channel activity. The record is from RefSeq and is a predicted model, not a curated record. The transcript is spliced from 15 exons.